Messenger RNA from Macaca mulatta (Rhesus monkey), 2139 nucleotides. RefSeq names its product spermatogenesis associated 22 (gene SPATA22). The record is from RefSeq and is a predicted model, not a curated record. NCBI's taxonomy places the organism in Eukaryota, Metazoa, Chordata, Mammalia, Primates, Cercopithecidae. Gene Ontology annotation, biological process: homologous chromosome pairing at meiosis; meiotic DNA repair synthesis; regulation of meiotic cell cycle.
UUACUGGGCAUUUACUGUGUGCCAGGGUCGUCUAUUUCCUCUUUUAGUAUUUUCAGGGCGAUUGUUGUUAUUGUAUUUUUACUGGUAGGUCCUGAGGGUGUUCAGUAAGGAACUUGCCCAAGGUCACAGGGCCAGGAAUCCACAGUCUUCUUUGCCAGGAAGCCUGGAGCUCAACGCCCAAGGUCGCCCACCACGCGGCUGCCCCUGCAGAGCGUCUCUGCGGCUCACGGGCGCUUCCCUCCCGCAAGCUCCCGCAGCCCCGGCCCUGCCUCGCUGACUGCUCUCCGCCUUCCAUGGCCGCCAUCUGAACCCGGGCUUCAGCUUUGUUCCCAGCCUCCUGGGGACUCAGAUUCCCUGACCCUGAUCCGAACCAGAAACGGAGAAAGACCCCUCGGGUGGCCUUCGAGGCAAUCUCUGGGCACACUCUGGGUGGCCACCAACAUCUAACAAACGGAUGUCUGGACCCUCAGAAAGGGCCAGGGGGUGCGGAGGAAGCGGGGCACACUUUUUGGACGAUGCUGGGGCUGGGGCCGUUGGGCAGGAGAUCGGCCCCUGUCUCUCCAGUCACAGGACAGUCCCCUUUCCUCUCUGGGCCAAACUGUAAGGAUUUGGACCCAUCCCUGCGCCCACAGCUGAGAACGCCCAGGAAGCGCGUUAACGUCAUCGCGCCCGGCCCAACGCAGCCAGGGAGGCCGCGACGACGCCAUCGCACCCUGGAGGCGGCCACUGCGCCUGCGCGGUCCGCGGCGCAUGCGCACAGCCUGAUGCCCGCGGUUUCUUCGCAGGCGGGGAGAACGGCCGUUGCUGACGGGGGCUGCCUGGACGACAGUUGACGGAGGUCUGGUGGGACAGUGUCAUAAAUUUGGAAUGCUGAAGAGAAAAUUAUAGAUUUUGAUAUUGAAGGAAAUGAAGCGAAGCCUAAAUGAAAAUUCAGCUCGAAGUACAGCAGGCUGUUUGCCUGUUCCAUUGUUCAAUCAGAAAAAGAGGAACAGACAGCCAUUAACUUCUAAUCCACUUAAAGAUGAUCCAGGUAUCAGUACCCCUUCUGACAAUUAUGAUUUUCCUCCUCUACCUACAGAUUGGGCCUGGGAAGCUAUGAAUGCAGAGUUGGCUCCUGUAAUGAAAACAGUGGACACUGGGCAAAUACCACAUUCAGUUCCUCGUCCUCUGAGAAGUCAAGAUUCUAUCUUUAACUCUAUUCAAUCAAAUACUGAAAGAAGCCAGGGUGGUUGGAGCUACAGAGAUAACAACAAAAAUACCAGCUUGAAAACUUGGAAUAAAAAUGAUUUUAAGCCUCAAUGUAAACGAACAAACUUAGUGGCAAAUGAUGGAAAGAAUUCUUGUCCAAUGAGUUCAGGAGCUCAACAACAAAAACAAUUCGGAAUACCCGAACCUCCCAACUUACCUCGCAACAAAGAAACCGAGCUACUCAGACAAACACAUUCAUCAAAAAUAUCUGGCUCCACAAUGAGAGGGCUAGACAAAAACAGUGCAUUACAGACAUUUAAGCCCAAUUUUCAACAAAAUCAAUAUAAGAAACAAAUGUUGGAUGAUAUUCCAGAAGACAACACUCUGAAGGAAACCUCAUUGUUUCAGUUACAGUUUAAGGAAAAAGCUAAUUCUUUAAGAAUUAUUUCUGCAGUUAUUGAAAGCAUGAAGUAUUGGCGUGAACAUGCACAGAAAACUGUACUUCUUUUUGAAGUAUUAGCUGUUCUUGAUUCAGCUGUUACACCUGGCCCAUAUUAUUCGAAGACUUUUCUUAUGAGGGAUGGGAAAAAUACUCUGCCUUGUGUCUUUUAUGAAAUCGAUCGUGAACUUCCAAGACUGAUUAGAGGCCGAGUUCAUAGAUGUGUUGGCAACUAUGACCAGAAAAAGAACAUUUUCAAAUGUGUUUCUGUCAGACCGGCAUCUGUUUCUGAACAAAAAUCAUUCCAGGCAUUUGUCAAAAUUGCAGAUGUUGAGAUGCGGUAUUAUAUUAAUGUGAUGAAUGAAACUUAAGUAGUGAUAAAAGGAAGUUUAAAUAGCAUAAAUUAUAGCGGUUUUCUGUUAUUACUUAAUUUACCAUCUCCAUAGUUUUAUAGCUACUGUUUUCUUGUAUUUCACUUGUUGAAUUAAAGUAUUUGAAUUCUUUUAAACGUG